UUUUCGUGCACCCUAAAAAUUAGAGUUUGUGUAAUCAAAGUACUUCUUAAAAUCUCAAUCAGUAUUCAUUAUUUAUCAAUUUUGCUCAUGUUUUAACUUAAGACAAACUACCUAUAAAAUAAUUUCAUAUUUACUGACGUAAAUUACCUGAUAUUAUUCAAAUACGUAACCCAGUGCCAAUUUAUCAUGGAUAAAUCCAUUUUAGAAGAAAAUAGUGAAGUGAUCCAAUGUUCAUCAAAGGAUAUUCCUACAACAUCAGAAGAAUCAUCAAAAUUUAUCAACAUGGAACAAGGAAAUAUAUCCAUAGUCACUACAAAUGGCAACGUUGAAAAUUCCACUGCCAAAUCUAAGAGAAGUAUUGGUCUCCCAUCAAGCUCUAAACUUAGUAACGCAGCUAAAAUUAACGCUCCAUGGCUCAAGAGUCUAAUUCAAGAUGAAUGUUCAGCUUGGGAUUUGGCUAAGAGCGGACUUGCUGAACUUAUAGGAACUGCAAUGCUUGUUUUUAUUGGAUGCAUGGGAUGUGUAGGCAGUUUAGGAACCAAACCAGCUCCACUUCAAAUCUCAUUCGUCUUUGGGUUCACUGUUAUGCUGAUUAUCCAGAGUAUUGGACACAUCAGUGGCGCUCAUAUUAAUCCUGCUAUUACUGUCGGUGCAGUUGUACUUGGAAAAAAAACCCUAGCUGCAGCAUCGGUUUAUUUCCUUGCUCAAUGUACUGGUGCUAUUUUAGGAUAUGGUUUGCUCAAGGCAGUUACUCCUUCCAUACUCCUUUAUAGUUCAAGUGGACCAUCAACAACAGACAGUUUUUGCGUAACCGACUUACAUGAAAACAUCUCUAUCAUUCAAGGCUUGCUUGGAGAGAUAAUCGUUACUGCAAUUCUCAUGUUCAUGACCUGUGCGAUUUGGGAUGUUCGUAAUGAAAGGAAUACCGACUCAACAGCCAUUAAAUUCGGUUUAACCGUCGCUGUGCUUUGCAUGGCUCUUGGACCAUACACAGGAUGCAGUAUGAACCCUGCACGAUCAUUAGCACCAGCAAUAUGGAAUAAUUAUUGGACACAUCAUUGGAUCUUUUGGUUUGGACCCAUUGGUGGUGCACUUCUCGCAUCAGUUAUGUAUCGAUCCAUGUUCUCCCCAACCAAGUGUAAUUCAGAAGAGUGCAGUGUACUUGCAACUUCACAAAAGGCUGAGAUCUAAUUCUGAACUUCCUCGAUACAUUAGCUUUAAACAUAGUUUAUUUCAUUUGAAUGGAUUCAAGAAUGCCAAAGGAGGAAUUUAAGAAAUUCAAAUUAACAACACAACUGGAAAAAAUGAAAGAAUUGUUGGCAUCAGAAAGCUUCCACAAUACAAUCAUUCAGUUCAUAAAAAUUACAUAAAUUGCUUCCAUUUAUAUUCCAUAGGAUAGUUAAUAAACUAA
Chelonus insularis is the source of this 1411-nucleotide messenger RNA. RefSeq names its product aquaporin-like. Gene Ontology annotation, biological process: transmembrane transport. The transcript has 6 exons. NCBI's taxonomy places the organism in Eukaryota, Metazoa, Arthropoda, Insecta, Hymenoptera, Braconidae. The coding region runs from base 187 to 1191 and encodes 334 amino acids. Gene Ontology annotation, molecular function: channel activity. The record is from RefSeq and is a predicted model, not a curated record. Gene Ontology annotation, cellular component: plasma membrane.